UGUGGUUACUCACAGAUAUUUCCGAUCUCCUUGUUUCCAACAGGUAAGGACAGCUUGGUUCUUGUGAAAUUGUUAAAAAAGGAGUACAAAAGACGCUCGCAGCUAAGACCACUUCUAUGGGAUAGCACCAUCCAGUUACCCAUAGAACAAGUCUACACAAGACUGAAAAUCGUUUCAAGAGGAAAAUUAGCUAUCCAGAUGGAAGACGACGAUGUGAAUGUGUUUGACAUCUUCAAAGUUCCUGAUAUAGGGGAGCAUGUUAUGACGAUAGUAGAGGGAAGUCCAGGAAUCGGUAAAACUACGUUUUGCCUCAAACUCGCUUAUGACUGGGCUUAUGGAAAUAUCCCAUCGGAGUGCUCCUUUCGCAAAUUUGAAUUUGUGUUUCUUCUCAAAUGUCGUGACAUUGAUGGAGAUAUAAUGGAAGCUAUCGGUGAACAACUUUUGCCCAGAAAUAUGGAUAUGGAGAAGUCUGUGGAGAAGCUAUUGCACUUCAUGAAGGACAUUCGUAACCAGGAGAGAGUGAUUUUAAUCAUUUUAGAUGGAUUGGAUGAGCUACCUGAAAAAUCACGGCACCAUGUAGAUGAGCUGCUUCAUAGAAGAAUUUUACCAUUUUGCUUUGUCUUGGCUACGACACGACAAGAAAGAGGAAUCGAAGUACGAAAAAGUGUUGUUUUUGACAUUCACUUAGAAAUCAAAGGGUACACAGAAAGUGAUUAUAUUGCGUACGUCAGAAGACACUUUGAGACCAUUGGUCAGUCACCAAGGGGGGAGAGGCUCGUUGAGGAAAUCCAACGAAACACCUUUUUACAUGCACUUCGUAGUAACCCGCUAAAUUUACUUCUCCUUUGUGUUGUUUAUGAGGACUACGAGGGAAAAUUGCCGACUUCCCGGACGGAACUUUACCAAGUCAUUGUGCAAUGUCUUCUGAGGCGAUACUGCGCCAAACGCAACUGGCCGGCUCCUGAAGAUGACAGUGUCCUAGAGAAAAUGUUUGAAAAGGAAAUUCUUGCACUCGGAGAGCUAGCCUGGUUAUGCCUGUUGAGUGAUCGUUAUGGCUUCCGUGAAACUGAAUUGGAUGAGUUUAAACGAAGAUACCCGGGAUUGGUAGCUCGUGAGCUAGGCCUUCUUUACAAGGAAGAAAGUCUAAAGAGAUUAAAGCCUCAACAUGAGUACUACUUUCUUCACAAGACCUUCCAAGAGUACCUUGCUGCCGCCCUUAUCGCUCACAAGUUGCGAGGAAACCAGUUAAGGUUGUUUGAGCGUCUUAGUUUUCAUGAACUUGUGAAAAAGUAUCGAGAAGUGUUUCUUUUUGUUUCCGGUAUACUUGGGAGAGAUGCAAACAUUCUAUUCACUCAGAUUGGUGAGGAGCUGAAGAACUGGGGAGAAUGGGACUGGGGCUGGUGCACACAGUCUGGAGUAGUGACGAUGUAUGACCGAGAGAGGGAAGAGAACUGGGAUCACCGGGACAGCGAUGUCCAAGGCUGGGAGGCAGCAACUUUCUUUACGAAAAGCUUCAGUGAAAGUGGACACAAUGAGCAAAUGGCAGAGACUCUUUGUUCCUACAUACCCUUUCCACCGCACGUAAUGAUUGACCUUGAGCCAUCAUUUGACGGACACUUGGCUGACAAUAUCUAUCACGUUUUAGAGGCCUGCAAAAACUUUUCAAAAUUGCAUAAGCCAGUUCAGCUUACUGUCCAUGAUUCAUUAUUUGGUCGGUACCUUAGCUAUCAGGACGUUGCCAAACGGAUACAAUCCUGCUCGCAGCUUGAGACUCUAAGCAUUUUCACCCCUUCUAUGACAUCAGACCUAGCCAACGCCCUACACAACGGCUUAUCUGGAAACACGACUUUAUCAGAGUUUACUCUAGAAGUAUGUGGCAGUAUUUCUUGUGACGCAGCUGCCGUCAUCGGUGAAUGGUUAGCGGGGCGUAAAUCCUUGAAGAACGUAACGUUUCUACUUCGUAGGGCGAAAAGUGAUGCGUGGGCCAGUGCUAUUGAAACUGGAUUGUCUGCUGACACUCUUUUGUCGUCUGUGGAGCUCUCCGUUUGUGGGUCGUUGAGUGAUACUUCGAUCCUUGCGUUAGGAAAGCUUACAUUAAAUGGAGCUUUGACCAGGCUUUCUCUCAACAUUUCAGGCGAUAUGCAAACUUUGAUCGCUAAUGUUAUCAGUAGAGGAAUUGCACUACAAACCACAUUAAAGUCGUUCAGUCUUAACAUUGAUGGCAACCUUAGUAGUUUUGGUGCUGAUAGCCUGAAAAGAGGCCUUCUGGAAAAUUGUUCCCUAAAUAAUUUGAGAGUGUCUGUCCAUGGAAAGGUUCCGAGCAACUGGCAGACGUUUCUGGAAACUAUUCGUUUGGCAAAGAAGUUAUCUGUUACUCUUAAUUUUUACCCAGAUUCUUGCAGCGGAAUAACACAUAAUCAACUGGAUAAUUUUUGUCCUGGACCAGAUGUGGUUGAGAAAGGUUUACAGACAAAACAGGAUUUAACUGUGGUCAUUUGGGGUGAGCUGAGUUGUGAUGCGGCAGAAGCUCUGUCUGAGGUCUUGGUACGUGCUUCCCUAACAAGCUUGGCGUUAAAGAUGCACGGAAGAGUAACUGAUAAUGUUGCUUAUUGCAUUGAAAGAUAUGUCAGACGACACAAGACACUGCUCUCCCUGACAAUUGACGUUUGGGGGGAAUUGGCACCGGGAACACGUACUUUUCUUCAGGGGCUAGCAAGUACCGACAAAACUGUUGAGGUGAGAGUGCAUGGCGUCUGGGUCGUUUCUGAUGAGUCAUGCAAUGCCCUUGAUGUCUGUAUUGACAGUAUUGAAUCACUUUCACCGGUGUUGUAUAAAAUCAAGGAUACCAGAGAGGAAAAGAUCAAUUUAAAAAUCGUUAACGACGAUGGUGCAAGUAAAGACUGGACACACCUUGUUGGUGAUGCCUUGGCAGAAAACACGACAGUAACCGCGCUCGAUGUUACGAUCAACAACUACAUGACAAACGUGACAGCCGACUUAGGGAAAGAACUUGGGGAGAGUUUGUCGAGAAGCUCUUCACUGACAAUUUUAAAUCUUGCAAUCAACAACUACAGUAAGAUGGCAGAAGGUUGGGAAUGCAGUCUGGUUAAUAGCUUAUCCAAACUGGCUUCAUUAACUACACUCAAUCUUGCAAUUGACGAUAAUGGCGAAGGAAGGACAGCUGGAAAGAAAGGUUUGGUUGACGGUUUGAUGGAAAUGACGUCAUUGUCUACACUUUCCAUUGUAAUCAAUGAUAGAAAUUUGUAUAAUUUCUGGAGUUCCUUUUUGCGAAACUGUUUGGGGAAAAACACUUCACUGGCUCUACUCUGCGUUACAGUUAACAACUAUGACGACAACAUAGAAUAUCCAGAUUAUUCAUUUGAUUACCCAGAAGAGGAGCCUGAUUACUGGUACGAGGGCCUAGCUGAUGGCUUGGCAAGAACUACAUCAUUAAAUGAACUAACUCUGACAAUUAACAACACCACUCUUAUUAAUAAUUGCUGGGUAGAAAGUGUCUGUAAAGGAUUUUCAGAAAACGAGUCAGUGACUACUCUUACUGUGACAGUCAGCGGCGAUUCCCUUUUCCCAGACUGUGUGAGCUGGGUCCCCGAACUGAAUAACGGUUUGUCAAAAAACAAUUCAUUAACUACGCUCACUCUUGUAGCAAACGAUUACUCGGAAGGUGAAGUGCGUGAAGUUAGGGAUUUCUGGGAUGAUGAAAUGUGUUCUCUUGAAAACACAUCGUUAACAACGCUUAAUCUGACAUUCAACAUCUGCACAGAAGUCAGUGAAGAUUGGUUACCAAAACUGUUUGACUGUUUAGUGAAUAGUCCCUCGUUGACAACACUUAGGUUGGACGUUAACAACCAUUGCGCUACAAAUGAAAGUCGCUUAUAUGACUUAAGUAAACUUCGUUUGAAAUACAGAUCACUAUCGUCAUUUGAACUCACUGUGACUUUCUAUGGAGAGUACACAAGUCCAGUGCCAAACGUGUCCUGA
Porites lobata is the source of this 3999-nucleotide messenger RNA. NCBI's taxonomy places the organism in Eukaryota, Metazoa, Cnidaria, Anthozoa, Scleractinia, Poritidae. The record is from the annotation of a GenBank genome assembly.